Molecule: messenger RNA, 2478 nt
Organism: Guillardia theta CCMP2712
Lineage: Eukaryota; Cryptophyceae; Pyrenomonadales; Geminigeraceae
Exons: 11
Coding region: 1-2478 (825 amino acids)
Biological process (GO): double-strand break repair; DNA-templated DNA replication
Molecular function (GO): DNA-directed DNA polymerase activity; 3'-5' exonuclease activity; DNA binding
Source: RefSeq, a predicted model, not a curated record
AUGCUGGCUGUGAAGGGCGGAAAGCCAUGGACCCCGAAGAAGUUCUCCAACGAGAAAGCAAACAUAUUCCAGCUCGUGCCGAAACCCUCCCCCUUCCUCUCCUCAGAGCUUGCGAGACCCAACGCGUCCAAGGUGAAGCUCCUCCCUCUCAUCCUCCUCGAGCUGACGGCAGCGCAGACACAGGCAGAGCCUUCCAGCCGGUUGGUGACCGUUGUAAGGACGGAGGAGGACGCGAGAGCAGCGUUGGAAGUUACCAGGUUGAUGCAGAAGCGGAUGGAAAAGAUCAUCUUCGCCUGCGACACUGAGACCUAUGGCGUUGACCCGACGGUCGAGAGCCCUGUGGAGAAAGGAAGCUGCGCCUGCUUCUCCCUGUACGGGGGCCGCUACACAACCGCACGGAGAGGAAAAGGGAAGAGCAACAGGCUGUGGGUGAACACGCUCGGAGAGGAGGGAGAGAAAGUGCUGGCGGUGUUCAAGGUCUGGUUCGAGGACGAGCGGUUCAAGAAGAUCUUCCAUAACUGGAGCUUCGACAGUCACAUCCUCCGCAACCACGGCAUCACUGUGCGAGGGUUCGCGGGCGACACCAUCCACAUGGCUCGACUGUGGGAUGCGAGCAGGUUGUCGACAGGGAAGGGGUACAAGCUGUCGGUGCUGUCAAACGAGCUGCUGGGGUGGGGGAAGACGGAGAUGAAGGAGGUGUUCUCUGUAAGGAAGCUCAAGAAGGAUGGAACCCCAGGCAAGGUUCUGAUCCUACGAGACUCCUGCUCCAUCCAGACCGACGACGACCCCAAGAUCUUCCGCAAGUGGGUCCACUACUCCACCUACGACUCGCUGUGCACGUGGUAUCUGUACUACAAGCUCAGGAAGGAGCUGGAGGAGAUGAGCUGGAGCCCGGACCUCCUGCUCUGCAUGUUCCAGUUCUACGAGAGGUUCUGGAAACCCUUCGGAGAGAUUCUGACGGACAUUGAGAGGACGGGCAUCUUCAUCGACCGGGAUUACCUCCGCCAGCAGGCUGCCGCUGCUGAGAGGGACAAGGAGGAGAAGCUGGCAGGAUUCCGGAGGUGGGUGGGAAAGCUUUGUCCGGAUGGGAUCUACAUGAACACGAGGAGCAACUUGCACAAGAAGCACCUCCUCUUCUCCUCCAAGCGCGGGCUGGCGAAGGCUGUGGAGGAGGCGGAGGAGGAGCACUACAAGACCUUCACCAUCGACAACACUGAAGGCUUCCUCGAGGAGGGGAGAAGUGAACCCAGAGCCACCCGAGAGAUCAGACUCAAGGGCCUCGGCCUCUCUCCUGUCUCCUACACCCCCGCUGGACAAGCGUCGACCUCAGGGAGCGUCAUCUCAACCCUAGCUGGGAAGCCCUUCGCCGAUCCUCCGCGGUACGGGACAGCCUUCAAGGACCUUGGGGAGGGAGACUUCGGCAAGGAGGUCUGCGAGGCCCUUGGCUUCCUCCUCGAGUCGGAGAACGUGGAGAAGCUUCUGAGCACUUUCCUCAUCCCCCUGCCGGAGAUGACGGACCAGCACGGCAGGAUACACACGGCCCUCAACCUCAACACCGAGACUGGCCGCCUCUCCUCCAAGAGGCCCAACCUGCAGAACCAGCCUGCCCUCGAGAAGGAUGUUUACAAGGUCUCCUCGCUUCCUCCCUCCCUCCCUCCCUCCCUCACCACCACUAUGUCGACUGCAAUUACUCCAGCUCUGGGGGAUGUGGUGCCGUUGGCUUUGUUCGUGUGUAGCUGUGCCUGCUCGCAUGUACUUCCUCCCUCACACGGCAAACAAAAAGAUAGUCCCUUUAUUUUACUUUUCGAUCUGUGUGCGAAUUUGUUUGUAUUUCAAUGUAGCUGGUCCUCCCUCCUCCUCCCUCCUCCUCCCUCCUCCUCCUCCCUCCUCCCUCCUCCCUCCUCCCUCCUCCCUCCUCCCUCCUCCCCGCUCUCCUCCUCCUCCUACAUCGUCGGGCUGGCCAAGGACUGGGGGGUCACGCAGAAGGAGGCGCAGGAGACGAUCAAGGCCUGGUACAACGCGAGGAAGGAAGUGCAGGACUGGCAGGAGGGAGUGAAGAAAAAGGCGAGGAGGGUGGGAUACACAGAGACGCUGCUGGGGAGGAGGAGAAACUUGGCAGACAUGCGGAGCAACAACACUGUUCUUCGAGGGCACGCAGAGAGAGCUGCCAUCAACACGCCGAUCCAAGGAGGAGCGGCAGAUGUCGUUGUCAUGGCGAUGCUGAACAUCUGGAGGAACGAGGAGAUCAGAGCAAGAGGAUGGAAGAUGGUGCUCCAGAUCCACGACGAGGUCAUCCUUGAAGGACCAGAAGAUCAUGCUGAAGAAGUUUUUCGGAUCGUCAAGAAAUGCAUGGAAAAUCCCUUCCCUCGCCCCCUCCUCGUCGACCUUCCGGUGAUCCUGGAGAGAAAAUGGGGAGGGCGGAGGAAGAAAGCGAGUGGACGUGGAACUCACGGCUGUGCUAGGUUGACGGAGCGAUAG